GGUCCAAAAUUGCACUGUAAGGAAAUUUGUGCGCGCGCUUUUUGAGGAACCGGAAAUUACAUAACUGCUACCUAGCCUGUAUAUGCGAUGCAUAACCAACCAACCUUAUGCGAUGCACGUGCAUAGCUCGUCAUGUUCUGACGAAACUGGGUCUGGAACUCGACCCGAUGCUGAGGCGAGGCUCCUGGUCUAGUGCCAUAGGCUUGCAUGUACCGGAAUGCAGAGGGUGGCUAAUGGCUAAGAGUGGACUACAUGUACACUGUACCUUAUGGCUGAAUCGUCAAGUUCAGGAUAUAAGUCAUUUGAGGUAAUCUUGGUGAUGUCAUCAUUUCUCCACAGGAAGAAAGAUAUGGCUACCUAUAUUGUCAAAGAAGCAGAUCCUUUGAGAAAGUAUUAGUGAGAGGAGCGGAGUUGACCCCACCAGGCAACAGAGUACCGUCUUCAUCUACAUGUAGUUCAUUCAACUUUGGUCACUUAGAGAGAAGAGUUUCACUUCAAAUGAAUCAUUGCCAGGUGUGACAACAACAAUGACUGACCAAGCAAAACAGCAGGACCAACCCCAAGGGCUUACCUGUCCUCUUUGUCUGAGUGACUUCAAGAACCCAACCCUUUUGAGAUGCGGACAUACAUUCUGUAAGGUCUGUCUGGAGAAUUAUGAUGAGCAACAGUAUGGUAGAAGUUACAUGGAGUGCCCCGUGUGUAGGAAAUGCACAAAGCUAGAGAGAGACAGGAUCGCAGGACUCUCGCCUAACUUUUCACUCAAGGGUCUCCAGGAUGAGCUUAAGUUUGGUAAGGACAUCCAUUGUCCAAUUCAUAGGAAAGAGGAUAAGAAUAUAUUUUGUGAACUUUGUGGGGAUUUCAUUUGUAUCACUUGCUUCAUAGAAACCCAUCAAGGACACAAAAUCAAAUCAAAAGUGGAAUUAGGAGAAGAAUUGAAAAAGCAGAGAUUGGCUAUUAUUAAAGAAAGCGAAGCUGGGAAAACUAAACUUGAUGAGAUAUGCAUUGAAGCAAAUCAACAAAGGAAAGAAAUCCAGUGCUAUAUAAAGACAAUAAAGAAAGAAAUAGAGGAUGCAUUUGCCAAAAAAUAUACCACUCUGCAAGAAAAUGAAAAUAACUUAAUCAAACAGGUCAAUAUGAUCAGCACCACAUGUGAUUCGUCAAUAAUAAGGAGCAAAUUUGAUCAUUUAGAUUUAAUACGUGCAAUUGACACUUCAGUUGCUAUCUUGAAAUGCCAUGAAUCACUGCAUUUGCAAAACCAUGUUCUGAAAGAACAUUAUCAGCAUUGCAUGUCUCUUGAAAACACUCUCAAGAAGAUCAAGAAUUUCAAUGAGGUCAAGCAGCAAUACAUGACCCAAGUACAAGUUGCAGUGAACACAAAGUUUUAUCCCGCUCAGGAUACACUACUUGAUGUAGGUCAUAUCAAGGUCGGAGAAGUUCAGCCAGAAAAGACAACUCCGUUGGGUUCACCAGGCGAUAAAGAGCAGACCAAUAGAAGAAAUUCAAAUUGCAGUGAUUCAUCAAAGAAGCAUACAUUUGACAUCAUGCUACAAGAGGGAAAGGCAGGAGACAGACGUCAAGAAGUGAAGAAAACUGCCUCAGUGACUGAGAAUCACCCAGGAGAUGAGAAGAAAGGACUGAAAGUCAAAACAAAGAGUGGAAAAGAGGUAACUGAAGUGGAUUCUGUGCGUACCCAGGAAAGCACACUGUCUGGAGCAAAGUCUGCACCUAGAAGCAGUGAGGGAAAAAGGAAUACUGCAAUUGAAGACAUACAAGAGCUAUCUCAAGUUAAUCAUGUGCCUACUCUCGUUGACAUGAUACCAGGGCCAAAGACUGGAGAAAGAAGCUGUCAACAGGUAAAAACAAUUUCCCCAGAGAAUUCCCCAGGAGGUAAGGGGAAAGGAGGAAAGGUCAAAACAAAGAAUGGAAGAAAGAUAACUGAGAAAAAUGCUGUGCCUUCCCAUGCAAACAUGCUACCAGGAUCAAAGUCUGUAGGAGGAAUGGCAGAAAAAAGAAGCAGUCAAGAUUUGAAGAAAACUGCCCCAGUUACUACGAAUUCCUUAGAAGACAAAGAGAAAAGAAUGGGUAAAUUGAGUAAGAAGCAAGCGAACAGUGAUGCUAAAUGUACAUGUAAUCCUGAGACUACCCUUGCCAGCACUCUACCUGGAGGGAAGUCAGUAGCUACAUGUAGUAUCAGUCAGCUUAACUUCAUGCCUGAAAAUGUAAAGUCUCCAGACUGUAAAAGGAAUGAAGGAAAAGCCAUGUUGAAGAAUGUACAGGCAAUCAAUAAUACUUUGUCUACCCUUCCUGAUGAUGCUUCUGAAAAUACUCCAUCAACUAGUAGGAGUGACCCGUCAACUACAUUUACUGCUGCAAAAAUCAGCUUGGGUAAUAUUCAACCUUGUACCAGAGGUAAUGCUGGUGCAGUGCUAUCAACGGUCAAGACAAAUUCACUGACCAUUGUAAAGGAAGUUGAAUCAGGUGGGCAUAUCUAUGGGAUCGGAGCUCUGUCUUCUAGUUCUGUUGUUGUAGGUCAUGGUUGUCUUACGCCGAGUUCUGAGUGUAUUUCUUUGUUAGGUGAGAGGAAACCUCAUCUAAAUCUAAAGGAGGCAGGUGGCAUUGCUUGCCUUGCCAAUGGUAAAAUAGCAGUGUCGUGUCGUGAUUAUUCAUAUCAUAUUUACAAUGCUGAAGGCUCACUGGAUAAGUUAUAUUGCAUUCCAAAGCUCCAAAGCUUGAUGUCUUAUCCCAGACUAUGUGGUGAUCAGCAUGGUGAUAUCUAUGUUGUCACUGGUGACUCGUAUAUUCGUAUUUUCAAUAACAGCGAUUUUUUUCCCAAAACCGUCAUCCCAACUGGGAAAGUUAGAGCAAGACACGUGUCUGUCGCCAAGACCGGUGCCAUUAUCAUGUGUGGAAUCACAAAACGCAAGACGCUGCAUCCGCUCCAAUCAGUCACUGUAUACAACAGUGAAGGUCAUACUGGUAGCUCAAUCAAGUCCUAUAAUAUGAUGAUUGAACACAUGUAUGCUGCGGUGGAUAGUCAAGAUCGAGUAAUCGUAGCUAGGAUGAAAGACAGAAGUAAUACCAUCAGACUGACUAGAUAUACACUUCAAGAGCUAACACUCUUCAAAGAAGUUACAUUCAAACCACUCACACUACCAUCUCUUGUAAAUGUAGAGAGCUACAUGCACCGUGGUAGCUACAUGUAUAAUAGUUCUUGCAUGGUCAGCCUUUCUCCUACUUUGAUUGUAUUUUCUUACUCGCAUCGCUUGUAUUUCAUAGAGCUUCCUCAGUAGGUUCCUCCAAAGCUCUUGCAUUCCCUCUGAGAAGACAGUAUCAAAUAACUAUUGUAGCAAUUGCACAUCUCCUGUUCUGAGAACAUUAAGAGCAGCUCUCAGUGUUAGUGCGUUACAGCAAUGUAUUGUGUCUGCAGUAUAGAGAACACAUAUUUUACUACUGAUUCCUGAUGCAUUCUGAUGAAGAUAUUGCUUUGUGAUCGCCACGUCCUACGCAAUCACAAGAUCUAGUUUUCUUCCCCAGGCAAACUCUUGUUAAUGACAUAUAUGUAGAAUGAAAAGAUUUCAUCAUCUGCAUUAUAUUGUGAAAGUAGAACUUGAGGUGAUUUUGAGUGAUGAUAAUGCAUAAAUCUUCUUUGGCUUCUUAACAGUAAUUCUGGCUUUAUGUCAUAGAACACCGGUGGAUCCAGGAUUUCAUAAUUGAAGAGGAUGGGGAAAGAUAGUUGGUAGAUUUUGCUCCACAGCAUUGGUUCCAAGCAAAAAAGGAUAAGUUUUCUCGGGACCAAAAGGAUCCAAAUUGUCAGUGUGAACAAUUUGACAAGCAAAAACAAAAAAGAAAACACAAGAGAGUAUUACGGAGAAUGUCAUACAAUAAAAAAAUAAAUAAAUGCAAAUUAGCAGGUGGUAUGUAUAUACAUGUACAUGACUAUUCUUUGAAUAGUAAAAUUGCGAGUGUGUGCCUUGAUAGUGAUUAAUUUUAUGCAUUUGCAUGAAAAGUUCUUUUUUCAAGUUUCAAUAUUAAAAGAUUCAUGCAAUGUGUUCAAAUUUAUUUUGUUCUAAUACUUCUCCCUUCAUUGCUUGUAAUAUAUGAAGCAAGCA
Molecule: messenger RNA, 4109 nt
Organism: Lytechinus variegatus (green sea urchin)
Lineage: Eukaryota; Metazoa; Echinodermata; Echinoidea; Temnopleuroida; Toxopneustidae
Exons: 4
Coding region: 528-3290 (920 amino acids)
Biological process (GO): positive regulation of DNA-templated transcription
Cellular component (GO): chromatin; nucleoplasm
Molecular function (GO): zinc ion binding; ubiquitin-protein transferase activity
Source: RefSeq, a predicted model, not a curated record